GAAAGUGAAGUUCAGAGAUCAGAGCAGCGGCUGCAGGAGACGGGACCCCGAGCAAGAGCCUGCACCCAGAGCAAGACCCUGCACCCCGAGCCUGGGACUGCACCCCAAGCCUGGGACUGCACCCCGACCUGAGCCUGCACCCCGAGCCUGGGACUGCACCCCGACAAGAGCCUGCACCCCAAGCCUGGGACUGCACCCCGACCAAGAGCCUGCACCCCGAGCCUGGGACUGCACCCCGACCAAGAGCCUGCACCCUGAGCCUGGGACUGCACCCCGACCAAGAGCCUGCACCCCAAGCCUGGGACUGCACCCCAAGCCUGGGACUGCACCCCGACCUGAGCCUGCACCCCGACCUGAGCCUGCUGCCCCCUGGAUUUCUGGGGCAUGCAGAGCACCGUCCAGCUGCAGCGCCUGAAGGUUCCCGGAUCCGUGGCGUCUGAACAGAUGGAUUGCAUGCUCCGUGUGUUGCAGGACCUGAAGCGUUCCUCUCCCUCUUCUGCGGAGGAAUCUUCUGCGCCUCCUGCGCGCCGACCCCUGAGGCGCGACAUCCGCUCUUCACAUCGCACUUCGGACUUGUCAGAGGCGGACUCGGCCUGCUGCGUGGAUCUACCCAGCGACGUCUCCCCGGUCAGCUGCGGCCAGCGCGCUCUAGAGUGGGACUCCGGCUACUCGGAGGUGUCCGGGAGCUCCCUGCGCGGGGAGGAGGAGGACGUGGAUGAUGAGGAAGACGUGGCAGCUCCCCCAGUCCUGCGCAGGCACAUUCAGCCGCCAUGUUCUCGCCUGACCUCGGGGGGGCUGCUGCGUUCUAGACAGGAGAGAAUCCGCCCGAAAUCCACGUCGGACGUUUGCCUGGAGCAGUGGGGGGGCAUUGGGGUGGGGAGCGGCUCCCAGGACUGGACGGGGUGUCUGCUGUCCCAGAGCCGCAGCCGCCAGCCGCUCGUUCUGGGGGACAACAGCUUUGCGGAUCUGGUCAAGCAGUGGAUGGACUUACCGGAAAAUGGCAAUGAGAAGGAGCGGCAGACGCACUGGUUACACAGGCCGCACGGAUUCCUGGUCAGCCUGUCCGGUAACGUGAAGAAACGCCUUGGAAACAUGUCCCGGCCGCGCGGCCCCCCGGAGCAAGAGGCCGCCAAACGCCUGUCCUGCCCCCAGCUGGGCUGCCGGACGCUCUCCCCCUUUUACCACCAGUCCCUGUCGGACAUUGCGGAGGCGUCAUCGGGCCUCUUACAUUGCCGCAGUCGGCAGCCAAUCAUAUGCAGUGGUGGACUGUUGUAAGCCGGAGGCGCGCGCCAAUCCUCACCUGUACAGUUCUUAUUAUUAUUAUUGUAUUUUUAUAAUUAUUUUGUAUUAAACCUUUUAUAUUC
This is a messenger RNA of Bufo bufo (common toad), 1364 nucleotides long. RefSeq names its product inka box actin regulator 1 (gene INKA1). NCBI's taxonomy places the organism in Eukaryota, Metazoa, Chordata, Amphibia, Anura, Bufonidae. The record is from RefSeq and is a predicted model, not a curated record. Gene Ontology annotation, molecular function: protein kinase binding; protein serine/threonine kinase inhibitor activity. The transcript is spliced from 2 exons. The coding region runs from base 385 to 1275 and encodes 296 amino acids. Gene Ontology annotation, cellular component: nucleus.